Solea solea (common sole) is the source of this 2062-nucleotide messenger RNA. RefSeq names its product transcription factor AP-2 alpha (gene tfap2a). NCBI's taxonomy places the organism in Eukaryota, Metazoa, Chordata, Actinopteri, Pleuronectiformes, Soleidae. Gene Ontology annotation, cellular component: nucleus. The record is from RefSeq and is a predicted model, not a curated record. Gene Ontology annotation, biological process: regulation of cell population proliferation; regulation of transcription by RNA polymerase II; anatomical structure development. The coding region runs from base 635 to 1909 and encodes 424 amino acids. The transcript is spliced from 7 exons. Gene Ontology annotation, molecular function: DNA-binding transcription factor activity, RNA polymerase II-specific; RNA polymerase II transcription regulatory region sequence-specific DNA binding.
CCUCCACACUCUCUCACUCCCUCCCUCUCUCUCUCGCUCGCUCGCUCUCUCUCUCACCAUCUCUGAUUAGAUAUACUGAUUCCUCCUUUCAAUGGACGUCAUUUAAGCUCAGACUCCUGCCUUGAGUUGCGUCCUCCGCCUCACGCCCGCUUUCCGACUAUUCUUUUACCCUUUUAUUAAGUAUUUCUGUAAUAUUAAUGGCCAUGAAUGCGCUUUAUUAGCAGUCCAAGAGGGAGACGAAGAGAACGGCUCUUUUGCUAAUAUGAGCUCAAGCGACGGGACGACAGCAGUGUGAUAGAAGAGCCAGGAGUGCGAGGAGAAAAAGAGGCUUUUCCGAGAGAAACUUUUCGACUCAAAUCCUCCAGCACCGCCGAUCACCAGCAUUUUUAGAGCCAGAUGAAGGGCAGCGGGGAUCUUAACGUUUCUUUCUGAUGGAUUAUCAUCCUGCUACUGUGGCACAUAUCUGAUCACCGGGGCCGCUGUGAUCUUGCAGGAAGAGAAGAGUGUUUUUUUCGGGGGCUACAUUUUUGUGUGUGUUUGGUUUUGCGGGUUAUUCCCUUUGCUCGCCCCUUCCAAACACUCGGUGUUUUUGAACUGAUUAUUCUUUGCUUGAGUCGCACUAAAAUCCUUUCAGAUGUUAGUGCACAGUUUUUCCGCGAUGGAUCGCCACGACGGCACCAGCAAUGGGACAGCCAGGCUACCUCAGCUGGGCGGCGUGGGCCAGAGUCCCUACACGAGCGCCCCGCCGCUCUCCCACACACCGAACUCGGACUUCCAGCCCCCGUACUUCCCCCCGCCAUACCAGCCCAUCUACCCGCAGUCUCAGGACCCUUACUCGCACGUCAACGACCCGUACUCCCUCAACUCCCUGCAUGCCCAGCAGCAGCAGCAGCACCCGAGCUGGCCGGGCCAGAGGCAGAGUCAGGAUAGCGGCCUGCUGCACCAGCACCGCAGCCUGCCCCACCAGCUGUGCCGGGAGUACCGCAGGGAAGUGCUGCUACCGUCCGGCCACGGCAUCGACACGGGACUGUCGGACUCUAUCCCUAUCCAUGGAAUACCUCACUCUUUAGAAGACGUUCAGGCUGUUGAGGAUCAAGGAAUUCACAUCCCCGACCAGACUGUAAUUAAAAAAGGUCCAGUAUCUUUAUCCAAGAACAAUAAUGUUUCCUCCAUCCCCGUAAAUAAGGACGGACUUUUCGGAGGGGUGGUGAACCCAAACGAGGUGUUCUGCUCGGUACCGGGUCGCCUUUCCCUCCUCAGCUCCACAUCAAAGUACAAGGUCACGGUGGCCGAGGUGCAGAGACGCCUCUCGCCGCCCGAGUGCCUCAACGCUUCACUGCUGGGCGGGGUGUUGAGGAGGGCCAAGUCUAAGAAUGGAGGAAGAUCCUUAAGGGAGAAGCUGGAUAAAAUCGGCUUGAAUCUACCUGCGGGCAGACGCAAGGCAGCCAACGUCACCUUGCUGACGUCACUAGUCGAGGGAGAAGCUGUGCAUCUUGCCAGGGAUUUUGGUUAUGUAUGCGAGACCGAGUUUCCAGCCAAGGCAGUAGCAGAAUAUGUAAACCGUCAGCAUUCCGACCCAAACGAACAAGUCCAAAGAAAAAACAUGCUAUUGGCCACGAAGCAAGUGUGCAAAGAGUUCACGGACCUGCUGUCCCAGGACCGUUCGCCGCUGGGGAACUCACGGCCGCAGCCCAUUCUUGAACCGGGAAUCCAGAGCUGCUUGACCCACUUCAGUCUAAUCUCGCACGGUUUUGGGACCCCGGCACUGUGCGCGGCCGUCACGGCCCUGCAGAACUAUCUAACCGAGGCUAUCAAAGCCAUGGACAAAAUGUACCUCAACAACAACCCAAACAGUCACUCAGAUAACGGCACUAAAGGCGGAGACAAAGACGAGAAACACAGAAAGUGAUGUUUCCAUCCUUUAACUUCACUGUGGGGCCAAACUCAAGAAGGGCCCUUCUGCUACACCGACCACGCGCCUCGGCCCGGCCCCUGCCCAUCCAAUAUAAAUAUUAUAAAUACCUUAUAAAUACUAUUGAUAAAGUUAAUUGUGCCACUUCCU